GAUCCCAUUAAAGAGCUUAGGUGGCAGGAGGGUGAGGGGCAGCACCCAUCAGGGCAGGAUUAGGGGUCUUGUUACCCACCUGGGGUAAUUAGCUCCCUUUCCCCUGCAGGAGGAAGGUCCCCGCGCCAUGGGGUCCCCAGGUGCUGCGGGGGCAGUGGCAGGGGGACCCCAUGGCUCCUGGUGGGGGGGACCCCAUCCCCAGUGCCAAGCCAGCACACGGGGAACACAGCCCACAGACACAGGGGGAGGCCCAAACCCAUGCCCCAUCCCCACGCCAUCCCAGGGGGACACAGGGUGUCCCCGGCCCCUGCGGGCAGGGGGUGGCAUGCUGCCUGCCCCCUUACAUAAAGCCUUGUGCCCACCUCCCCAAGAUGCUCCAUCUUUUUCUUUUUUUUCCUGAGCCCUAAUCUUUGCCAUCUUGGGCUAAUUGGAUUUCCUGGGUCACAUGGUGAGAUAAAAAGUCCCCAAAUCCCACGGUCCAAAAAAAUCAGGUUAUCCAUGGGGAAUUAAGGGAGAGAGCGGGGGCCAGCCAGCCCGCGAGGACCCACCGAGCUCUGCCUGCUGCAGGGCUCCCCGACAUCAGGGCGGCGGGUAGCCAGCUCAGCCUUUAGGGGCUCCUCUUUUUCCCCCCAUCGUCCACCGCCCGCCCCCGGGGUGCGUGCGCCAUUCCCCACGGAGAGCUGGAAGAGCCCGGGGACCUAGAGGAGCUCAAGGAGUUCGAGGAGGAAGACGAGGCCAUGGGGAGCGGGGCCAGCGCGGAGGACAAGGAGAUGGCCAAGAGGUCCAAGGAGCUGGAGAAGAAGCUCCAGGAGGACGCAGAUAAGGAGGCCAAGACGGUCAAGUUGCUCUUGCUUGGGGCUGGAGAGUCAGGCAAGAGCACCAUCGUGAAGCAGAUGAAGAUCAUCCACCAGGAUGGCUACACACCCGAGGAGUGCAUGGAGUUCAAGGCCAUCAUCUACGGCAACAUCCUGCAGUCCAUCCUGGCCAUCAUCCGCGCCAUGUCCACGCUGGGCAUCGACUACGCCGAGUCGUCCCAUGCGGAUGAUGGCCGGCAGCUCUUCAACCUGGCCGACUCCAUCGAGGAGGGCACCAUGCCCCCCGAGCUGGUCGACUGCAUCAAGAAGCUGUGGAAGGAUGGGGGAGUCCAGGCUUGCUUCGAACGAGCCGCCGAGUACCAGCUCAACGACUCGGCCUCAUAUUACCUGAACCAGCUGGACAGGAUCACGGCCCCCGGCUACCUCCCCAACGAGCAGGACGUGCUGCGAUCCCGAGUGAAGACCACGGGCAUCAUCGAGACCAAGUUCUCUGUCAAAGACCUGAAUUUCAGGAUGUUCGACGUGGGAGGGCAGAGGUCGGAGCGCAAGAAGUGGAUCCACUGCUUCGAGGGGGUGACCUGCAUCAUCUUCUGUGGGGCGCUGAGCGCCUACGACAUGGUGCUGGUGGAGGACGACGAAGUGAACCGCAUGCACGAAUCCCUGCACCUAUUCAACAGUAUAUGCAACCACAAGUUCUUUGCCGCCACGUCCAUCAUCCUCUUCCUCAACAAGAAGGACCUUUUCGAGGAAAAGAUCAAGAAAGUCCAUCUCAGCAUUUGCUUCCCAGAUUACGACGGUCCCAACACAUUUGAAGAUGCAGGAAAUUACAUCAAGACCCAGUUCCUUGAUCUCAACAUGCGAAAGGACGUGAAGGAGAUCUACAGCCACAUGACCUGUGCCACAGACACGCAGAAUGUCAAAUUUGUCUUUGACGCCGUCACAGAUGUCAUCAUCAAAGAGAACCUCAAGGACUGUGGCCUCUUCUGAGCAUCUGUGUGGCAGAAGAAGAAAGGACUUCAAUCUCAUCGCCGUUCUGCUGAGCAGAGCCAAAAGGAUUGACCAAAACAUACAAGUUACCCAGACCCCACUUUUUCUAUGACCUGCCCAACCAAACCACCUUCGUUCAAGCCCAGAAUAGGAAGGGGCUGAAGCCGAACUUCCUCUUCCCUUUCGUGGCCAUUUCCUCUUUUUUUAUUUUCCAAAAGAAAGAAACCCCUGCUCCCUGCAGCGCGUGAAAGGCAGCCUUUAUAAAUGAGAUCUGGAGGGGUCUGACAGCAAAGAGCACGCGCUCCCCGCUACGCCAGCCAGAAAAAUUAACAUUAAGCCACCGUCCUUCCACCCUCCUCUCUCGGGGAGAGCCAGCAGCACCGCUCCCGCGGGAGGCAGGGACAAACCCUCCGCCCCUCUGCGGCUGGUUUCUUCCCUUUGACCAAAGCUGAAUUAAUCCACGCAGGAGUUUCUGGGGAAGGUGGAGGCUGGGUGACCCGCGAGUCACCCCUGGGAACCAACCUCAGUCCUUCGGCAGGAGAAAUUCGGGGGGGGUUUUGUGCCCUAAGGCUUUAGCUUCUCCCCAGAGCAGUGCUCGGGCUGAAGCUGAUGGCGGGCAGGGGCAUGUGCAUUAGAGGUAAUCACGGCUACAGGAGGGGAACGGGCAGGAUAAAGAGGAAAUGGUUACUUGAAACGGUUCUUUUCAUUCUGCUAUUUAGAGCUGUAUUUGCUCUUGUUUGUAAAUAAAUCUACGCUGGUACUGUAGCCAGGUCCUGCAUCCUCUCACCAUUUACUGCAGAGAUCACCUAUACAGCUUCAUUUCACUGUAGGAAAAAGAAAAUAAAGAAACAUGCAUGACACCGAUGCCUAUCAUUUCUCCGGC
Phalacrocorax carbo (great cormorant) is the source of this 2685-nucleotide messenger RNA. The record is from RefSeq and is a predicted model, not a curated record. Lineage: Eukaryota; Metazoa; Chordata; Aves; Suliformes; Phalacrocoracidae.